AAUACUCGCGAACUUGUCCUCGAAAACACAAAAAUACAUGUAAAUUGCGACGUGAUGAAAUUUUAAUAUAUUACUAUAAUAAAAUAAAGAUUUUAGAUAAUUGUUUUGAGUCGGUACGGCAAGGAUGUACGAAUUUGUUUCGGUACUCGUUUUGUUUACAAAAUAAUCAAGAUUAACAAUUUUUGUUUUGUUUUAAUGUAAAUAAAGUAGUGACCUUUGAAUUUUCAAUAUAAUAUUAAUUGAGAUUGUCGUCAGAUCUAGUUUUAUUUCAUCCAGUCAAUCGAGGUUAGAAAAUUCGUGAUCAAAAACAGAUCAUUUUUAAAUUGCAUUCAGAAGUUUAAAACGCAUGCCGAAUGAAUAAAAUGUGUAGUGUAAAUACGAAUGCUUGUGUUAAGGCCAAUAACGGACAAAUGGAAAAUCCGUUAGGUUUGUUGACAAGCGUUACGUCGCCUGGCAACUUAGCAUACACGCGCCGAGGAUGUAAAGCAUCAUUCGACAACAGUCUUCAGCUGUUCCACAACCACCAAACAUUGCAAAGAUGAAAUCUAUUGUGUUGGUUUCUAUGCUGGUCGCAGUGGCCUUGGCCGCGCCUCAGGGGCCCACCGAGCCUAUCCCAAUUGUUCGUGACGACAGCCAAAUCAACGGCGACGGGUCAUACCAGUACGCUUUCGAAACCGGCAACGGUAUUAGCGCUGACCAGAAGGGUGAACUGAAGAAGGUUGGCGACGUUGAGGCUCUCGAAGUUCAGGGCGAAUUCAAAUAUCCCGGAGAAAACGGUCAGGACAUCUCUCUGACCUACACGGCUGAUGAGAAUGGCUUCCAUCCAUCCGGCAGCCACUUGCCAACCAGUCCCCCAAUCCCGGAAGCCAUCCAGCGCGCUCUCGACUUCAUCGCCACCGCCCCUCCUGCCCCUGCAGCCGCUGCCGCACAAUAGAUUCAAUCUAGUCUAACUUUACAAAUAGUUAUUGUUUUGUUAAUAGUUUUUUUUUUAAUUUUGUACCACAGAUAAACAUUUUAAUAUAAUACUAAUUCAAUUUA
Bombyx mori (domestic silkworm) is the source of this 1038-nucleotide messenger RNA. It is a transcript of the gene CPR44, whose product is annotated as cuticular protein RR-1 motif 44. The record is from RefSeq and is a predicted model, not a curated record. The transcript is spliced from 3 exons. The coding region runs from base 539 to 934 and encodes 131 amino acids. Gene Ontology annotation, cellular component: chitin-based extracellular matrix. Lineage: Eukaryota; Metazoa; Arthropoda; Insecta; Lepidoptera; Bombycidae. Gene Ontology annotation, molecular function: structural constituent of chitin-based larval cuticle.